AUGAGUGGUCAUGUGAUGGAGCUGAAGGACCUCGCGAUGGAGAAAAAGGGUGCAAACUGCGGUUUAAGUGAAGAGGACAUGUGCGCAGUACUGUUGCGGAGUCUACCUUCGAUCUUCGAGAGCUUGGUACAGGCAUUUUGGAUGUCCGUCGCAGGCUUUAGUUCCAGUGACCUCUUAGGCAAGCUGAUAGCCGACGAAGUGCGCCAGAGGUAG
Molecule: messenger RNA, 213 nt
Organism: Peronospora matthiolae
Lineage: Eukaryota; Oomycota; Peronosporomycetes; Peronosporales; Peronosporaceae
Source: the annotation of a GenBank genome assembly